Messenger RNA from Fusarium sp. VM40, 576 nucleotides. The record is from the annotation of a GenBank genome assembly. NCBI's taxonomy places the organism in Eukaryota, Fungi, Ascomycota, Sordariomycetes, Hypocreales, Nectriaceae.
AUGUUAGACGCAUCUCGUACUGAAUGGAAGGCUGAGUGGGAUGUAUUCGGAAAGCUGGAGGGAAAUGAGGACUCUGUGUACAGAUUUACCUUGGGCGAUCCUGACGCCGGUGGUCUGGGAUUCAUUGCUAGGUCGCAAUACUUUAAUGUCACCGCUCCGAAACUCGAAACCACGACCGCCACCACCUUACAGCCUUCUACCACGAUACAGAGUAUCUCUUCUACAAGGACUGUAACGUCCGCUACGCAGCCCCUCCUAACAUCUGCGGCUACAGAUCAGAGCUCGGAUUCAGGUGCUGAUUCAAAUUCCGAGUCUGAGAUGUCCAAGGGUGAAAUCGCAGGUGCAGCGGUUGGAGGCACUAUCGGUGGUCUUAUACUUCUUGGUGCUGUCGGAUGGUUGAUGUGGAGAAGGUUGGGAGGAAGCAAAAAAGACACAGACGCAUCGGUGAUUUCUCAGAGUCACCACCAACAAUUCCAUUCUUCCGAGACAAAGGCUGAGCUACCUGGUGAUUCGACGCUGGAGGUGAAUCCUCCCGGAUAUGCUAGGAGUCCACCAGGGCUGCAUGAAGCGCCUUGA